AUGGGUUGCAACACUAGCCAGGAGAUACCGAGCUAUGGCGGUGGGCAGAAGACGACGGAUUCCGCGGCUGCCCUUGGUGAGCUGCUGGAAGGUGAUAUUGAAGAGGUCGAAGCGGCAGCAACCAAGAUCCAGGCAGCGUUCCGUGGCCACCAAGUGCGCAGAGAAAUGAAGCAAGGAGACGGUGUCACUGGAGCCGAGGGCCAGCAGAAGCAGGACCAGCAGGCGGAACGGGAACCGACCAAGGAGGAGCUGGAGGCCGAGUUCGACCCGAACGACGUUGAGCUGACGCACGCCGCGACCCGUAUCCAGGCCAGCUUCCGUGGUCACAUGGCUAGAAAGACGGCCACGAAGGGCGAGGACGAAAAGAAGGAAGUCGACAUUGAUGAAAUCACCAAAAAGGUGGCCGAAGAGCUGGACAUCGACAUGGACGACCCGGAGCUGCACAAAGCGGCCAGCAAAAUUCAGGCCUCCUUCCGCGGGCACAAGGUGCGCAAGGAUGUCCCGAAGGAGGAGGGCAACUAAGCGCACCGAUGGAGCCGCCGACGCUGGCCACCCUGUCUUGUACCGCGUACCGCGUGGCCGGACACCUUUGGUACGAGCCCGCUCUCCCUCCUUCAUCGCCGGCAAUGACGACGACGACGACGACGUCGACGACAUCCCUCUCCUAUCAACCGAAUCGUCGGGUCGGGUGUUUUUUUGGCGUGUGCACCUAGACGUGUAUCGGGUGGCGCAUUUUGUGGUUCAACAUUCAAAUGGUACAGCAAAAUAAAACCAAACGGAAGCCCCUUGUGAGCGGGAUUGUACUUUGCACUUGUUAUGAUUUUAUAAAUUUUAUCGAUUUUAUCGAAUCGCAUAUUAAAUAAAUAUAGAGAUCAAUCCUAAUGCGUAGAACCGAGAAUAACCGAGCAACAAAACCAUCAGCUAACUUGAACUAGCUCCCUCUUAACUGAACGUAUUUGCGAAGGUUUAGGGAACGGUGGGUAGUAGGGCACGAAGGUAGGAAAAAGCGCCUUAGUCGGUGCUGGCGUUCAUCAGGAAAUGGUACAAAGGAGAAAGCCAUCGCAUGUUAGUGAAUCGACCACUCAACGUAUGGGUAGGAAAAGAAAAAACAAAAGAAAUAAAAAAAAUAACUACACAAAUUUGCAACAUAAAAAUGGCGCGAAAGCGAACGCGAAAGAGUCAGAAAUCGUAGUACUACACAAACAAACAAAAAUCCUAAAGUUUACUCUUUAAGCUAAUAAUGCAACACAUUUGAAAGAAGAUAUAAAUACAACCAAGAUUAAAACGGUAAAUCAUUUCUAUUUAAUAAUCACUAAAGAAACGAAACAUGCAACAAUUAAACUAAAGCCCAAUACGACCGAUUCAACCGUUCGACGUCACUCACCGUGGCGUUCGUGGGAAGGAGCCAUUUUCCACCAGCGAUUGCCACCGCAUCCUCGUGAUUUUGCCCCGAACGCGGGAAAGUGCUGAGCACGUGUUAAGACCAGAAAUGGCGCUCUCCAAAUCAGUGCAAGAUUCAUCCAAAAACCGUACCAGUACGGAACGUGGAACAAAAAGCGCAAGGGAGACCCUUCGUGGAGCCCUGGGGACGAGUUUUCCCGGACGGCAUCGCGUUAGGAUGGUCGCGGUAGGACGGUAGUGCAACGGCAACGUGGAUAGGUAGCAAUUAUCGCACCCAAAACGAAUAGCAUCAUGUUACGAUUAGCGAGAAACACGAACAGCAGUGUAGCGAGGGCAAAUGGGGGCAGUAAUUAGUAUCCCAUCGGAAACGGUAGUACCACCCAUCAUAAAAGUACACGAUCCUUCCGUAAUAGAACCACACACCCACACACUAACACACACACAUUCGAACCCAGCUUGCUGGCAGGCGGAAACUGUCGAAAGAAACGCCACGAAGGUGACCGAAAUGAAAGCUCUUACUUUACCUUAUCCAAGCAAGCUGCGAUUUGCUCCAAUUCAAAACCGACACCGCUCGGAAAUACCAUGUGGAGAACAAAUGUCACAGCCAUGAAUGUAAUACUGUCAAUAGGCAAAAUAAAUGCAUAACUACAUUGAGCUUUAAAUCCCACAAUGGC
Molecule: messenger RNA, 2075 nt
Organism: Anopheles nili
Lineage: Eukaryota; Metazoa; Arthropoda; Insecta; Diptera; Culicidae
Gene: igl
Exons: 4
Coding region: 1-522 (173 amino acids)
Molecular function (GO): calmodulin binding
Source: RefSeq, a predicted model, not a curated record